UCUGGUGUGUGAGGAUCUGGUCUGUGAUCCUGUGGAAUCGGCCGGAGGAGUGGCUUGUCCCUCCCUGGUCCAGAGGUGAAGAGUGCCGGUUUGCAGGGGAUCCUUACAGGAGCAGGCGGAGCCCCGUGUGAAGAUGCCGCUUCGCCGCUGAGUGCGCCCGGACCCCGGACCCCGGACCCCGGCAGCACCAUGGCCCGAUCUCCGUGGGGCACCUUCAGUUCCUUCCUGAGGCGAGGACAUGCCUCCUCCGUGGACACCGCAGGCUUGGCUCUCCCCGAGGCCAUGGGAGAGGAAGAUGAAAACGAGCUGCCAACUCUGAGCGGUGCGAACAAACUGCGGCUGGUGCUUCGGGACGAGGAGGCAGUUUGUAACGGAGCCGGGGCCGAUCCUAACCCCGGGCAGGGAGCAGGGGUCCCGGAGGAACCCCCACAGGAUACAAGGGCAAGUGAGCAGAAAUGCAAUCGCUGCAGCAAGACUUUCGAACUGACUCGUCAAAAGGCAGUGAAACAGAAAUUGUGGAUCGCGAUGACUCUCUACGUUGUGUUUACUGUUGGAGAAUUCAUCGGAGGAUAUCUCUCCAACAGCCUGGCAGUUAUGACUGAUGCAGUUCACACGCUAGCUGAUGUCCUUGGAAUUGCUGCUUCCUUGGUCGCACUGUUCCUUGCUGGGAGGCCUCCAAGCAGCAGAUUUACCUUCGGCUUGCACCGGUUUGAGGCCCUGGCUGCAGUGCUCAGUGUAAUGCUGAUCUAUGCUGUGACUAUUGGGCUCAUCUAUGAAGCAGUACAGAGGACCAUACACCAGGAUUUUGAGAUCCAAGCAGAUGUGAUGAUCAUCAUCGCCGGAAUUGGAGUUGCAGUGAACCUCAUAAUGGGAGUUUUGCUGAACCAGUCCAGUCACAUGCAUUCCCAUUCUCACUGCCAGUCAGAACAUGUUGCUAGAGGAGAUCAGAGGAACAACACAGAGCACAGUCACAACAUGGACAGCCUUGCUGUCAGAGCUGCUUUCAUCCAUGCCCUUGGGGACCUGGUGCAGAGUGUUGGUGUCCUGGUGGCUGCUUACAUCAUCCGCUUUAAACCUUUGUACAAGAUCGCUGAUCCAAUCUGCACUUACAUCUUCUCCUUCCUGGUGCUGUGCACAACUUUUCGAAUCCUACGUGACACUGGUUUAAUCUUCCUGGAAGGAACUCCACGACACCUUGAUGUUCAUCGUCUCCGUGAUGCUCUGUUAAAGAUUGAUGACGUUCAUUCCAUUCAACGCCUGAAUGUCUGGUCACUAACAGUUGGCAAAACAGCAGCAAUUGUGCACUUAAAGCUGAUUCCAGAGAGUUUCUCCAGAUGGGAAGAUGUGCAAUGUCAAGUCCAGCAGAUCUUGCUGUAUACUUUCGGAAUGCACCAAUGCACUGUACAAGUGCAAGUUUUCAAGGAGGCUGGAAACAAUGUCUGCACUAAGUGCAGGUCCUUGGAAGCUUAGUAGCUGGACUCAGGUCUGAGGAAGAGAAUAACUUCACACAAAAGAUUGCUCAGAAAAUCUACAAUUGAUAAUUUUAUAUAAAUGUAAAAAGUAGUUUUUAAAAAUUUUAACAUGGUGACCAUUCUCAAGGAUAAACAACUGUGAUAUUGAGCAUCGCAAAACCCGGUAUGUCACUUAGUCACAUAUUAUAUUUGUAUCACCAUUAGGACCUCACUCCCAGAAGCUCCUUUUGAAGAAUCUUUGCUGCUUAAUUGCUAUUGAGUCUGGUCAGGUUCUUCUCCAAUUUCUGAUAAUUUCUGUUCUACAGUAGUGCAGGACUGCUUGCGCGCUCCCUCCUUUGUUAGGGCGGCACGGUGGCACAGUGGUUAGCACUGCUGCCUCACAGCGCCAGAGACCCGGGUUCAAUGUCCGCCUCA
This is a messenger RNA of Chiloscyllium plagiosum (whitespotted bambooshark), 1886 nucleotides long. RefSeq names its product solute carrier family 30 member 4 (gene slc30a4). The record is from RefSeq and is a predicted model, not a curated record. Gene Ontology annotation, cellular component: plasma membrane. NCBI's taxonomy places the organism in Eukaryota, Metazoa, Chordata, Chondrichthyes, Orectolobiformes, Hemiscylliidae. Gene Ontology annotation, molecular function: zinc ion transmembrane transporter activity. Gene Ontology annotation, biological process: zinc ion transmembrane transport; response to zinc ion.